UAAUUGAGUGACCGGUCGUAUCCAUUUGUUAACAGAAAAUAUGUUCCUAUUUUUCCUGAUAUUCCUGUUCUCUUUUGUUACUGCUAAUGAAAAUUAUAAUGAUAAAAAUGUUACUGAACUUUGCUCAAAUGGAGUAAAACCUGGAAAUUCAUGCCACCUCGUUCCGUCAAGUGGUUAUGAGUGUGCAAACUCGAAUUCUUCAACAAGUUGGUGUGAAAGUUUCGAUGGAAAAUACAAAUGUUGCGAAAAAUCAAUAACCAAAUGCAAGGACAGAAGCUCAUUCUGUCGCCUUACCAAGCAUUUGUGCACGAGCAAAUCCGACUUCAAAACCAUGAAAUCAAAAUGUGAGGCGACUUGUGGAUUCUGUGGUCUUAGAACGUUCGAAGAAGCCGAAAAAACGAGACAACGAAUGGAUGAGCUGGCAAGAGGUCAGGAAUGUGAUCUACCAAGAAAAUGUGUUUUUCCGAAGGAAAAAAUGUUGAAUUCUACUUCUACCGCUGGAAAUUCCACGGCGACUCCGUUGAAGUUCCAAUCAAUCAAUACUAAUUCAAGUUUUACGGGGAAUGCCACAGCCGCCAGCAAUCAGAAUUCCACUGAAUCUACCAACCCCUCUACAAUUAUCGACUUGAAAGCGAUCCUCCAAUCCACUGGCCGAACUUCUCCACAAACUACAACUUCUAGGCCACGCUCUAGAUCUCCCCGAAGCUCUGAAUCCCGGCAUAAUGAGACCACAUCGAUUACUUUACCAUCUUCCUUCAAUUCUACAGUCAGGAAGCUGACACUAAAAGAAUUGAUGACUACGAGGGACACAAUGCCAAAGAUCACUACAGCCGAACCGAGCUCCCUGACAACGUCACUUUCAAAGACAGUAAUUCAAGGGACAUGCUUCGAUGAGUACACUUAUUGUAGAGAAUUCACAUCACUUUGCUCUCAUCCAGCAUUCUCCGAAGUUAUGGCUUCCCAUUGCUCAUUGACUUGUGGGAGAUGUGAUGAAGUGGAAAGAGUUGAAGAGGGAACCGAAGAUUGUGAGGAUAUGACACCAGACUGCAGAAACUACCGUGACCUUUGUGAGCACUCGAGAUACAAGACUCUUAUGGAGAACUACUGCCCAAAGGCCUGUGGUCAUUGUAUUCCAAUGUGUAGAGAUCGUCAUCAGAAUUGUCCCCAAUUCCACGAGGAUGGUUUCUGUAACGACACGAUGUACACAUUUGACGAACGAAAGUACUUGUGCGGCGCCACGUGUCUUUUCUGCUGAGAAUUUUUAAUUUCCUGUUUCCCUAUAAUUUAUGUUGGUCUUCCCGACUAUUUGUAUAUAAAUGGUACUACUACUCUU
Caenorhabditis elegans is the source of this 1333-nucleotide messenger RNA. It is a transcript of the gene Y45F3A.8, whose product is annotated as ShKT domain-containing protein. The record is from RefSeq and is marked reviewed. The coding region runs from base 41 to 1255 and encodes 404 amino acids. The transcript is spliced from 7 exons. NCBI's taxonomy places the organism in Eukaryota, Metazoa, Nematoda, Chromadorea, Rhabditida, Rhabditidae.